Drosophila melanogaster (fruit fly) is the source of this 1156-nucleotide messenger RNA. RefSeq names its product phosphomevalonate kinase (gene Pmvk). Gene Ontology annotation, cellular component: cytoplasm; cytosol. NCBI's taxonomy places the organism in Eukaryota, Metazoa, Arthropoda, Insecta, Diptera, Drosophilidae. Gene Ontology annotation, molecular function: phosphomevalonate kinase activity. Gene Ontology annotation, biological process: cholesterol biosynthetic process; isopentenyl diphosphate biosynthetic process, mevalonate pathway. The transcript is spliced from 2 exons. The record is from RefSeq and is marked reviewed. The coding region runs from base 222 to 791 and encodes 189 amino acids.
AAAUGCGACUUGGAGCACAGACUUCGAAUGGAGCAUUAGCAUAAACACAACAGGCCGCAGUGCCGGAGUCAAGUGGCAGGGCCCAGGGUGAACACAACCACAUCCAGUAUCUGAUGAGCACAGCGUAGAACUUAGGAAAUCGAGGCCACAAGCAGAAGCAGCAGGAGAAGCAGCGGUUGUGAAAGAAGUUGGCGAGCAAAAGUGAAAGUUGCGCCAGAAAAAUGAUGAAAAUUGUACUCAUCAGCGGCAAGCGAAAGUGCGGCAAGGAUUACAUAUCCGAGAGGCUGCAGCGGAGAUUGGGCUCCCGGUCGUGUAUCGUUCGAAUCUCAGAGCCCAUUAAGUCGGAAUGGGCUCGCAAGCUGCAGUUGGACCUGGACGCUCUCCUCGGUGAUGGACCCUACAAGGAGAAGUACCGGCGCGACAUGAUUGUGUGGAGCGACGAGGUGCGGGCCCAGGACUACGGCUACUUCUGCCGCGUGGCCAUGGAGGAGGCGCUGAGUCGCCAGCAGACGCCCUACAUUCUGGUCAGCGAUGUGCGGCGCAAGAACGACAUCAGGUGGUUCCGGGAGACUUACGGGCCGGAACGAGUCAUCACCUUGCGUCUAACAUCCCGUCCAGAAACGCGGUCUGCACGGGGAUGGACCUUUACCGCAGGAAUAGACGAUGUUCCCUCCGAGUGCGAUCUGGAUGAUCUGGCCGACGGCUUCGACGUGGUGUUGGCCAACGACGAGGAACUCGACCAGGAGGCCAUCGACAUUCUGCUGGAUAGGCUGCAGCUGCAGUAUCGAUAGAGCUUGGACCUCUCGGCUCACCAUGCUUUGAACAAAUGUAUUUUUGAUAUAUCACGUAUUCCGGUCACAAAUAGCGUAGUUAAUGCAAUACACUAGACAAGAAUGAAGUUACGUACCUAAUAGUAAAUACUCUUGGUAACGAAAUAGAGCUUGUGUGGCGGUUUUACUAACUUGCAACGUUUAAGACUUAAUAGAUUCAAUGGAUAUACAAACUAUAUGUCGCUGAUUAUCGGUAAUAGGUUACUUCAGGAAUAAAUAGCCCGGUUUCCAAAUGUUAGAAUAAUACUCAUGAGCAAACUGCAUCCAUCAAUUUAUGUGCACAAUGUACUGGCAAGCAAACUAAUAAAAUGAUUUAUUAAAAGAUG